AUGGGCGACUUCAGCAACUAUGGUGGCUCUGAUGAGGAGAACGCCGAAAUCAAGAGGCUUAACGCCGAGGUGGAUGCCGAUACCGACAACUUCGAGAACUGGGAGAAACUGGUACGCGCCUGCGAAGGGCUUGAAGGCGGUCUCAACAGGAAUUCGAGCCCGCAGGCUCUGGCUACCCUCCGUGCCACAUACGAUCGAUUCCUCCUCAAGUUCCCCUUGCUGUUUGGCUACUGGAAAAAGUAUGCGGAUCUCGAAUUCAACAUCUCGGGUCCCGAGUCGGCCGAAAUGGUGUAUGAGCGAGGAUGCGCUAGCAUCACCAAUUCGGUCGACCUGUGGACAGAGUAUUGCUCCUUUAAGAUGGAAACUACUCAUACACCCCAUCUCGUGAGAGAGCUUUUCGAGCGCGGCGCUACCCAUGUCGGCCUAGACUUCCUCGCCCACCCCUUCUGGGACAAGUACCUCGAGUACGAAGAGACACAAGAGGCACAAGAUAAGAUCGUCGCGAUACUGAACCGGGUCAUUCGGAUUCCGAUGCACCAAUAUGCGCGCUACUUCGAGCGGCUCAGGACCCUCGCUCAGACACGUCCACUUUUGGAGUUAGUUUCUGCCGAUGCGUUGGCCCGCUACCGGGCGGAAGUCGAAGCCGAGAAUGCCCCCUACGGGAUCCAAAAGAGUGAGCCCGAGAUCGAGCGUGACAUUCGGGCCAAGAUCGAUGCGCAGCUAUACACGGUUUUCCAGCAGACACAGGCCGAGACCACGAAGCGCUGGACCUUUGAAUCAGAGAUCAAACGACCUUAUUUCCACAUUACAGAGCUUGAGCAUGCGCAGCUGGCCAACUGGCGCAAGUAUCUCGAUUUUGAGGAAUCUGAGGGCAACUUCGGCAGAAUUGUCUUCUUAUACGAGAGGUGCUUGGUUACCUGUGCUCUUUACGACGAGUUUUGGUUCCGCUACGCUCGGUGGAUGUCGGCACAAGAAGGCAAGGAGGAGGAAGUACGCAACAUCUACCUCCGCGCAACGACUCUGUAUGUCCCGGUUAGUCGGCCGGGAAUUCGGCUCCAGUAUGCCUACUUCGAGGAGAUGUCCGGACGUAUCGAUGUUGCCCGCGACAUCCACGCGGCCAUCCUUAACAAGCUACCCGAUUGCGUCGAGGCCAUUGUCUCGUGGGCCAACCUGCAGCGCCGCCAGAGUGGUCUGGACGCCGCCAUUGAUAUAUACAAGGCGCAGAUUGACUCCCCGACAGUGGACAUCUUUACCAAGGCCGCUUUAGUCACCGAGUGGGCUUAUCUUUUGUGGAAGGUCAAGGGAUCGAGCGAGGAAGCCCGCGCUUGUUUCUCCAAGAAUGUCCAGUGGUAUUCGGACAGCCGCCACUUCUGGCAAAAGUGGCUGGAGUUUGAGCUGGGCCAGCCCACCAAUGCUGAGCUUGAGGAACAGCAUGGUGCGAGGAUCAAGGACAUCAUCCAAAUGAUACGCAGCAAAAGUCGCCUGUCCCCAGCUGUCAAGCAAGAGUUGUGUCAGGUGUACCUGAACUAUCUGCAGGACCGUGGCGGUAAGAAGGCCAUGAAAGAAUUUCUGGCCCUCGACCGGGAACUGUAUGGACCUCAGUCGAUCUCGGUCAUUACUAAAGCCAAGCUCGGUGGUAAGGAGAACGGUGUUGCCAUGGGCGAACUUGAUGAACCCACUCGCCAGAAGGCCGAGGCCAGAUUUUACAGCUUUUACCAGCUCCAUAUGGACCCCGAUCCGAACGCUCAAGGACCAGCUAGCUUUAAUUAA
Messenger RNA from Neurospora hispaniola, 1770 nucleotides. RefSeq lists its product as uncharacterized. The transcript is spliced from 5 exons. Bases 1 to 1770 code for a protein of 589 amino acids. Gene Ontology annotation, biological process: RNA processing; mRNA 5'-splice site recognition. Gene Ontology annotation, molecular function: pre-mRNA 5'-splice site binding; protein binding. Lineage: Eukaryota; Fungi; Ascomycota; Sordariomycetes; Sordariales; Sordariaceae. Gene Ontology annotation, cellular component: U2-type prespliceosome; U1 snRNP; commitment complex. The record is from RefSeq and is a predicted model, not a curated record.